UUAGCUUUCGAAUAAACAUGCAUAGGAUCCGGCUGCAAAUCUCAGUUACAUUAACAGGAGUAGCGUCUGAAUAAACACGUUCGUUAGGAUCGUGCUAUAGUGCCGCAAUCCUACCUAUGCACGCUUACUUGGGGGCAUGGCGGCCCGCCCAUAACCAAACUUGUGGAUAAAGCUGGACAUAAGUAACUCUCGGUGUGAAAACCAGCUGAUGAUCAUGUAACUAGUUCUGGUAGAGCAGAAAAAUAAUCAGGUAUGAAUAAUGAUGAAGAAGAAAAAAUAAUAAUAGUACAAUUACUAAUAAUAUAGCAGCAGGAGGAUCUAGAAUUCAACUGGAAGGAGUUCUUUUUGAGAUUGAGAAGCAAAACCCAGAAGCCUGAGGUGCUUGGCUGCUUAGCGCUAAGAUUGACAGUACAACCGACCAAACCAAUAAGGAAACGUCAUCGCCAGCCCAGAGCCGCAGCGUGGCUGGCCCCGCCUUGCCCUCCAGAGCGCACGUGGCUCAAUUCCCAGCAGCUCCUGUCAUUCAGACGCUCCCUCCUCCCUCUGCUGCUCGCAAACAAGGCUGAGUGGGGCCUCUGCUGGGCGCAAUGUGAUGAACUAGAGCCAGGGUUUGUCCAAGGUAGCGGCGGCUUCUUCGGUUAGCAGCGCAGGUGGAGACGGUCUUGCAGUAGAGGGAAGUGGCUGCUGGGUCGCUGCCUUCGCGGAUCCCGGGCAUGAGCCCGGCCGGUGGCUGCCUUUGCUCGUGCGGUGCCUUGAGCCCGAAGAGGAUCGUCGUCGAGAGAGACGCGACCUUGCGAGCGGGGGCCCGGGGCGGGAGAUGCGCUUGUUCCCGGCGGCGCCUGGAGCAGCAUGUUCCCCGAUGCCGACACUGCUAACACCUCCUCCAGCAACAGCGGCGGCGGCGGCGGCGGCGGCGGGCAGCUCGAUUCGGCAGGCGCCGCCGUCAGCUCCAGCUCUCCUGGAGCGCAAAGUCCCGGAGGCGAGUCCUGCAAGAGCAGCCGCAGCAGCGUCCCAGCAGCAGCGGCCGAGGGCGACGGCGAAGAGGACGACGAAGAGGAGACGGCGGCGGCGGCGGAUCGUGGCUUGUCCCGCUCCAUGCUGGCCGCCGGACUGGGGCUCCUGCUGCUGGCGGCUUCCCUCUUCCAUCUGGGCCAGUGGCAGGAGCAGGGAGAGGUGCCGCCGGAGGCCAGGGGGCAGCUGUGUCUGGCCUUGUUCCUUCUCCGGCUCGUCUUCUACCUGGCUUGCGCAGCCAGCGCCUUCUUGCUCGGCACCCUGCUGGCUCUGUUCAGCCAAAGCCGCGGCCGCCUCCGGCCCCCGCCGGAUUUCCGAGCCGAGUGGAACCGCCGCUAUCCAGGCAGGGAAAAUGCCGCUCCAUUGUUGCAAGCUGCUGUGAAUCUUUUAUCUGGAAACACAAAUGAACUUGCCCAGUCUAGAAGAGUGAUGAUUUCUCAUAAUAUGGAUAAAGCUCUGAAAGAAGUGUUUGACUACAGCUAUAGAGAUUACAUUUUGUCCUGGUAUGGGCAUCUCAGCAGAGAUGAAGGGCAGCUGUACCACCUGCUAUCGGAAGACUUCUGGGAAGUUGCCAAGCAGCUGCGACAGAGGCUCAGUAACAUUGAUGUAGUUAAAGUCGUCUGCAGUGAUGUAGUGAAAGCUUUGUUCACCCACUUUUGUGACCUUAAAGCAGCUAAUUCCAGACUGGAAGAGCAGCCACGGCCAUUUUUACUGCAUCCGUGUUUGAGGGACUCUGAUGAAGAAGUAAGAUUCCUGCAAGCAUGUUCUCACAUUCUGGUAUAUUGUCUCCUGCCCUCAAAAGAUGCCCAGUCUCUUAGCUUGCGCAUAGUCCUUGCAGAAAUACUUGCAUCAAAAGUUCUGAAACCAAUGGUGGAAUUGCUGAGUGAUCCUGACUACAUCAACCAAAUGUUACUUGUCCAGAUGGAGUACAGAGAACAGGUGAAUGAGCAUCACAAGAGAGCCUACACAUACGCCCCUUCUUAUGAGGAGUUCAUCAAGCUCAUUAACAGCAGCUCUGAUGUUGAAUUCCUCAAGCAACUAAGGUAUCAGAUUGUAGUGGAAAUAGUUCAAGCAACCACUAUCAGCAGUUUUCCACAAAUGAAACGGCAAAAAGAGAGUAAAGGAAAAGAGAAUGCUGCAAUGAAGGCUGACCAUCUGCGAGCCAGAAACAUGAAGAGAUAUAUCAAUCACCUAACUGUAGCAAAAAAGCAGUGUGAAAAACGAAUCCGACUUUUGGGAGGUCCUGCUUAUGACCAGCAGGAAGAUGGCAUCUUUGAAGAUAGUGAUGGUCCUCAAAGCCAGAAGAUCCUUCAGUUUGAAGAUAUUUUGUGUAACCCAUCCUACAGAGAGCACUUUCGAAUAUACAUGGAAAGAAUGGAUAAGAGGGCUCUGAUCAGUUUCUGGGAGUCUGUGGAAUACUUAAAGAAUGCUAACAAGGCGGAAAUACCUCAACUUGUGAGUCAGAUCUAUCAGGAUUUCUUUGUGGAAAGCAGAGAAAUUCCUGUGGAAAAGUCACUGUACAAAGAGAUACAGCAGAGCCUUGUGGGCAACAAAGGCACUGAAGUGUUUUACAAAAUACAGACUGAUGUUUAUGAAACCCUGAAGGACAGGUACUACCCUUCAUUCAUUGUCAGUGAUUUAUAUGAAAGAUUGAUCAAGAAAGAAGAAGAGAAGAGGACUAUCCAGAUAACAUCUGAUUACAAAGAUGAAGUGAAUCAAGUUUGUGAAGAAGUUCUUGAUGACGGAAGCUCAGGAAUUAAUGAGCAGGCCAGUUAUGCUGUAAAUAGGUUACGCCAAUUAAAUGACAAGCUUGAAUAUAAGAGACAAGCUUUAAAUUCUCUCUGCAGUUCACCAAAACCUGACAAAAAGAUUGUUUCUAAACUCAAGGAUGAAAUCACUCUGAUGGAAAGAGAACACAAUGACCUUCAGGUGCACAUUGAAAGAACAGAUUGGUGGUGUGAGAAUUUUGGCAUGUGGAAAGCCUUAAUAAAUACUGGCGAGGUCAUAGAAGAAAAUGGCGAACAAGUGCCCUGUUAUUCUGUCAUGGUGAGUUUACAAGAGAUUGGCGGUGCAGAAGCUAAGGAAUGGAUAGUCCUCCGAAAGCUCAGUGAGUUUCAAAGCCUGCAUCGGAAACUCAGCGAGAAAUUGCUUUCUGAUGAAAGGCUCUGUCAAAGUGAAGCACUUUAUGCCUUUUUAAGCCCUUCCCCUGAACACCUCAAGGUUAUUGAUGUACAGGGAAAGAAAUCUUCUUUUUCGCUCUCUUCCUUUUUGGAGAGGCUUCCUGGUGAUUUCUUUUCCCAUCAAGAGGAAGAGGCUGAAGAGGAUGAUGAUCUGUCUGACUAUGGGGAUGAUGUGGAUGGGAAACGGGAUGCCCUUGCUGAGCCUUGCUUCAUGCUGAUAGGAGAGAUUUUUGAGCUGCGAGGAAUGUUUAAGUGGGUGAGGAAGACACUAAUUGCACUAGUUCAAGUCACUUUUGGAAGGACUAUCAACAAGCAAAUACGUGACACUGUAAAUUGGAUCUUCAGCGAAACAAUGCUUGUUUACUACAUUAAUGUAUUCCGAGAUGCUUUUUGGCCAAAUGGGAAAUUGUCAUCCAGCACAAAGCCCAGAAGUGAAGAGCAAAGCCAGGAGACAAAACAGAAAGCACAGCUAAAAUUACUUGAAAACAUUCCAGAUACUUUACAGAGUCUUGUUGGACAGCAAAAUGCACGACAUGGUGUAAUCAAAGUAUUCAAUGCACUUCAAGAAACCAAGGCCAAUAAGCAUCUUCUUUAUGUAUUGUUGGAAUUGCUGCUAACUGAACUGUGUCCUGAGUUGCGAACUCAUUUAGAGCAGCUUAAAGCAGCUCAGGUUUGAAUCUGCACAAGUGAAUUACUAGAGGAAUGUCUGUUUUAAUAAUAGACAUGAAAUUUAUUUCCCUCUUUUCCAUAGAGGGCCGACUGAAGAUGACUGAUCAUUUGUAGGAUUAUUUUUUCUUUUGAGCUUUACAUGAAGUAAAGACUACUUGAAAACUGAUGAUUAGAGUAGGUAGAAUGCCAGCACUGUGUAGUUUCUGGCUUUUAUUUAACUUGUUAUAUGAAUUACUCUGUUUAAGAUGCAGAUUGAACUGUAAAUGUUGUUAUAAGAUGUAAGAGCUAUAGACUAUUUUAAACAUUUAUGAAAGGUAUUUUGCUUUAGUGGUAUACCAAUGAAUGUUGUACAGUUAAUUUCUUGCUGAGGAUAAUGAACAGUCCUCUAUUUUCUUGUGUAUUGAAGAGCCUUGUUGUGCAAUAUAUGUAAAGAUAUUGUGUAAAUUUUAUUGGUUUUUAUUUUUACCAAAGAUUUCCCAUAGUUUGGAGCCUUUGUAAGCAAUAAAUAACAAAACUGGA
Hemicordylus capensis (graceful crag lizard) is the source of this 4379-nucleotide messenger RNA. RefSeq names its product sorting nexin 25 (gene SNX25). Gene Ontology annotation, cellular component: early endosome membrane; intracellular membrane-bounded organelle. The record is from RefSeq and is a predicted model, not a curated record. Gene Ontology annotation, molecular function: phosphatidylinositol binding. Lineage: Eukaryota; Metazoa; Chordata; Lepidosauria; Squamata; Cordylidae. The coding region runs from base 850 to 3867 and encodes 1005 amino acids. The transcript has 18 exons.